CUAUACUGACUACAUUAAAAAAGAUUUUCAUUAAGAUAUUUGCUUCAAUCCAUAGCCCACCCCAAACAUUGGAAAAUGCAAUGGCUCUCGCCGUGUGUUCACGCUGGCUUGCAUUAUGACCUCUUUGUGACGGAGAGACAGCAUUAGAGAUGUGUGUCUGAAUUUUAUCGAAAUGCUUAAUCGGAUCGAACCUAAACGAUUCAGUUAUGGUUUAUUUUGAUUACUAGAGGCGUUUUCCUUCUUGAAGUCAGCGAAGUACCUGUGUUUACUUAUUUUGUGUGCGUGUAAAAGAUCUUUGUGUUUCCCUCCAAAACACAAGUAACAUGCCGCUCCUUCGCAAGCAACCAUUUCACAGGCAGAAAAUACCAGAGGAUCUCGACCCGGAGGAAGAAGUUUUCCAUUGCAAAAUAACAAAUGAAAUUUUCAGAGAUUACAAGUAAGUAACGUCCUCGCUGUAAGACUAAUUUCUUGGGGAGGCCCUUUAAUGUUGAUUGUUUACAUUUACUUCUACAUUUAUUUCAUAAUUUUGAUGAUUGUAAAACAUUGUGUGUUGAGUCGAGGAAGCACAGCAACGACCUCCAUUGGAUUUUAAUGUCUAACUAAACUGAACCCUGACUGCAGCGCCAUUUUCCCUUCUCAUUUCUCAAACUCUAUCCUAAAUCUUUGUUGUUAAUUAAUUUUAAUGAGAGGCUUUUUAUUUCACUUUCAGUGCAUUCUUUGAGAGAAUCAUCCUAUGCAAUAGUCUGGUAUGGUCCUGUGCUAUCACUGGCAGGUCUGGCAUGACCUUUCAGGAGGCUGAAGAAUGUGAAGAGAAAGCUAAAAAGAAUUUAGCAACUUUUCAAGACAGUUUGAAGAAGCCUUUGCUAUUUUUGGCAACACUUACACACAGAAGUAGAUUAAAUGAUCUAAAUGAUGAUAUAUUUCUUUUUGCCAAGGAUCGCUUUUUCAUUGGAGAAACUCUUGAUUAUGUUUCUGGUAACCAGAGGUAAUUACCUUAUUUAACUUAUUUCUAUAGGGCAAUUGGGCUCAACAAUAAUUUGGAAAAUUAUUAUAAUUUAAUAGAAAUUUAGAGGGCAAAUCCAAAAAAAAAAAAAAAAUAGAUCUUUAAUGAAACCUUUAUCUUUUAAUUUCUAAAAUAGAAUUGGAUAGCACAAUAUAUAUAUAAAUAUAAGAUAGCUACUUUGAUACAACGAAAAUAAAUUUGAAGAAAAACCGAAUUAGUCUUUUUAGAAUAUAGUUUGUUUAAAUAGAAAAAAGAAAACAAACAAAAGAAGAAUAUAAAAAAAACAAUUUAUUAUGCUCGUGUAUGUUUUAAUGAUAAUUAUUCAAUUAUUUGCAGAAAUCCUUGUAAAGUUAUUGGUGUUGUGCCACCUAGAGAAGCAAAAUCAAAAUCUAAUGGGGAAGUCAUUGUCAUUGAAGAUUCUGAUGAAGAUUCCAAUUCUACUGUUUCAGAAUCCAAAAGGUUGACCUUAAAAAUGUUUCUUCCCAUUUUAUAUAAUGACUUAUUAAAUAUUUGUUUAAAAUUGAAGUCCUUACUCAAAAAGUAUACAUUGGUAUUUUUUUUUAAGAGUCUGAUCCUAAAUUGUUUUAUUGUGUAUAAACAGAGCAUAGUAUUUACCUCAACAGUUAACUCCUUGUUUUUUUUAAAUUGUCAGCCAAAAGAAGAAGAAAGGAGGUGGUAUUGAUCCAGUCAAGUAUCAAUACAUAGUGAAGAUUAUCGAUAGCUCUGACAUUGAAACAGUCCCAGCAAUUACAUUAUGGUAAUUAUCUCUCUUCUUUUCAUCAUUUUCAUCGUGUUAGUUUAAAUGAAUAGUCAAAAUAUUUCAAGAAGUUAAAUAUUUUGUUUAAAUUAUUAUGAUACAUACAAUUUAUUCCUUUUUUUCCUUUUUUUAGUCGAAAAAGAGGGCUCUAUUCUAGAGACAGAAGUAAAUUGUUUCUUAAGCAACACUGUGCUCCUUAUGAUGGUCUGUGGAAAGUAAAGGUAAUACAAAGUUAUUAAAAUAUAUAUUCCGAAAUGUUAUACAUUACUUUUUUUUAGAAAUUUAAAAAUAUGUCAGGGUUUAAAAUUGUUAUUUGAAAUUCUUUCAAAGUAUAUAAUGAUAAAAUAUUUGUGGACGUAUUCAGGAGGCGACUGUGAAGAAACUGCACUUGGCUGCAGCAAAAUUUGAGGAUUUUUUUGCUGGCCCCCUUCCGGAAUUUCAAGUCUCUGCUGUCAAGAAAAAGAAUAAUGCUAAGAGAUCACUAGAUGUCGAUGAAAUUGAUUUAGAUUUGGAGGAAGUUCCAGCUCAUUCAAGCAAAACUGUGAGAAGUAACAAAGGACAACGAAUUAUUGCAGGUAAUAAUGAUAUGUGCAUACUUAAUUAUGUUUUCUCACAUUUAAAGUUGUAAAAUCUCAUAAGAUAGAUCAAAUGCUAAGUCACUAAUUAAUAUGUUGAAGUAAUAAAAGUGAGAAAUACAUUAUUCAAAAAAAUAUCUUUCAGAACGCCAAGUUGCAUACUCACAUAUUCCACCAUCAGAGGAUAAAGUUUUGAUGAAAGAGAAACUUAAACAACAAAAAAUUGAUGACAAACGGAAGACACUUGAAGAAAAGGAAGCUAAAAAAGAAGAAAUGAGGCGUCAGAUUGAAGUUGAAAAAAUGCGUAGAAAGGAAGUAAAAGAUAAGGUCUGUCUUAGCUCGUCUGAUAUAAUUUGUAGCAAUAUGGAACAAAACAUAAAUCAUUCCAUUUUUUAUAUAAAUGGUGUAAAGAAUUUAUUUUUGUAUCUUUUGCAAUCUUAUAAUACUUUGUCUUAUUUUAGUUUUAAAUAAUUCUAUAACAUAUCACAGGAGCGGAUGAAGAAGCUGGAAGAAAAGAAACGGGAGCUUGAAUUAUACAAAGAGUGGUCAAAGCCUAGAGAUGAUCUUGAGUGUGAUGACUUAAAGGUUUGUAUUUGCUUUUGUCAAUUUUAGUAUAUAGUUGAAUAAUUACAUUUGUUGUGUUAUUGAAGUAAUUGAAACAUUAAAUUGUUCUAGGAAAUGCCAGAGUUUGUACCUGUGAGGACCAGAGUUCCAAUGGAAUUAUUUGGUGAUGCUGUCAUGAUCCUUGAAUUUGCACACAUUUUCAAGUCUAUAUUUGACUUUAAACAGUUCUUUCCUAAAGGCUUUACAUGGGGUGAGUAACUUAUUGCAAUAUUAACUUUUACUGUGCUUAAUUUGUUCAGCAGAGCAGUACAUUUUGUUUUUGCCUGCCUCUCCUCCAAAAGAUGGAGCGUUACAAAUGGCCUUAUGUCAUCCCCAUUCAUGAGUAAAUAUCAGGGUUGCUAGCACUUGUCAGCCAAUUAUGGCAGCAGCUUUCUUAGGAUGGAAGCUUACCAAACUAAACAUCUCAACCACUGACGACAGAAUACAGCAACCAAUAAGGUGUGGGAUUAAAAAGAAAGUAAGUUACAAUAUUAAUUUUAAAUUUAAAAAAAAAACCCAACCCAUUCCCCCAAAAAUACUUUAAAAAGCAGUCAGCUGAAAAAUAUAUUGAAUAAAGUGCUACAUGGGGCAGGCAUUUUUAUGUAUGUUGUUAAAAACAAAAGAGAGCUAAUUUUAAAAGUCUAUGAAAUAACCUAAAAAAAACCAUCUAAAAGAUAGGUUACAUCAUAUCAAGCUAAUGAAGUCUAUUGACAGCUGGGGAAAAAAGGGAUGGUGUAGUGUCACUGUAACAAUGACAUUGCCACUGAAACAAACAAAUAUAAAGUGAUAGGGUGCUUAAUGAAAGGAAGGAACUAAGGCACAGUCUUAGUCUUUUACAAACCUAAGCUUUUAAAAAUGUACAAUUCCUUUAAAAACAUCAAAAUAAAACAUUUAUAUUUUCAGCUAACAUCUUGAGCAUUUUUAGAAGGCCAAUUAAUCCGCCACAGAAAGUUGUUAACUAUUAUCAGCAUAUUGGAAGAUUACAGAUUAUUGCAGAUUAAACAGUGCAACCCUAAUAUUAAUGCUACCCAAAAAUCUUUUGUUAUCAGAUGAUUAAUGAUGUUCUUUGUUUUUUAAACUGUUUUUAGGUAUGAUUGAAUCGGCUCUGGUUGACCAUGAACCUGAUGGUCCACUCUGUGAUCUGCUUCAAAUGCUUCUCUGUGCCUUGUUCAAUUUGCAGGAAGAAGAGGCAGAUGAAUAUCAAGAGUUGGAGAAAGAAAAGGAUGACAGUGUUAAGUUGAGUGAGUAACUUAUUUUGUUUUAAUGUAUAAGUGAACCUUCUGUGGAGGUAUCCUUUAAGAUUAUUAGUUUUUUAUAUUUUUUAUCUUGUUGGUGCAGUGAAAAUCAAAAUUCUUCAGCUAAUUUUAGUGAAAUUCCAAUUAAUUUAAUUUAUCUGUCUUUCACUAAUAGGUUAUCUUAAACUUUUUUUGAAAGUAAAGUUAAAAAAAAAUUUUGGUACUAUUUAGAAAUUGACUAUUUUCUUUCUUUACAUAUGGUUCAUUUCAUUGCAAACCAUUUCAAAAUAGUAAAUGCUAACAUUAGGUAACAUUCAUUGAACCUAAAAAAUGAAAUGUGUUUUCAUUACUUUGUAAGGCUUUUUUUUUAGCAUGUGUAAUAACAACUGAGAUUAUUAGAAAAUUAUUUUUAUCUAUGAGAAAUUAAAAAAAUAUUUGCAUUAAAUGCUGAUUUGGUUGCUUGAUAAUAUAAAAAAAAAAAUUGAUCAUAACAAAAAAAAAAAGGAUUUCUCAACUUACAAAGCAUUUGAAAUAAUGUAAAUGUAUUAAAAUGUCACAAGAGAGAGAAACAUUUUGUAUUAUGUUAUCCCAUAAAAUCGUACCUCAUUAAUUUCAAUUAUAUACAUUAAUUUGAGUGGUAAUUUUUCAAUCCUUUGCAUUUUUUAUCUCUUGUCGUAGACGAAGAGAAGGAUGAUGACCUUGAUGAAGAACAAACAACAAAUGAAGUGAUUCGUUCUGCUACAAUAGUGGCACAGUUUUCACAAAAUACAUUAGGUAGUUUGUUUACUAUUCAUAAAUUAUUAUAACAUUCUAUAUCAGAAAACUCUUUUAUUCAUCAAUGCUAUAUUAUUUAAAUUGCACCAAAAGUUUCUUAAUAAAUGUAAGAAUUUUCUUAAUUGUUAAAAAAUUAAAAAAUUUGCCAUAUGCUUCUAUUAUUUUUUUACAGGCAUGCCAUUACGAGAUACUCUCCUGGACCAAUUCACUCUGUCAGAGAUAGUGAGGAUACAUUUGAUGUCAUCUGGUGCAAAGGCAAGCAACAAAAAUGCACGUUUUCGUUACCAGCAAAGAGGAGGCUAUACAUGUCAUGAUGACCCUGGCUUGGAGCUAAAGUUGGGAGAUCCAGGACUGGUCAAAUCCUUGGCAACUAAAAAUGUUUUUGAUUUAACACCUCGUAAGUAUCAUAAUGUAAGAGUGUUAUUUACAGAAAAGAAAAACAGGUGUAACAGUUUGGGAUAGAAUAUUUGCAACCUCUAUCAAAAUCACUUGGAUAUGAGGGAAUACUUCAUAUAUUGCUGUAAUAGUCUUUUAAUGCUAGCUUUACCAGUUACAGGAUUCUCUUGCAGAUGAAAAAGCCAAAGUUAUUAACACUCUCAUACAGCAAAUUCUUACAUUUGCGAUGGUCCGAGACAUGAUUGAGGAAUCUGGAGAAAAGCUCAGGAUCAAGAAGUAUGAUCUCAAACAGCUGCAGUGGGCAGAACAGAGGAGAGAAAGGGAAGAGCAAGCAAACAGGUUUGUGUUAUAAGUUUAUAGGUUAAGUACCAGGUCAUCAAAAAAUUAUGGCCCAGCAAAGGAAUAAUGUGAACCGUCAACAAAAUAUUUAGUCAUUAGUCUGUCCCAUUUUGACCUCUCAAUCCUGAACCACACAAUUUUAAAGAGUAAAAUAUGCUUUAACUUAACAUGUUUUGUAUGCUUACACAGUAAAUGAGAUUUAUCUUAAAAUGACCUCAUUUUCAGAUAUAAGAAAAUGAUGGAGGAAAAAGCUAGGGAACAAGCAAGGAGAAUGCAGCAGUUGAUGGCAGAACAGUCAGGGUAAAUUCCUUGAUGUUAAGAGAGCUUCUUAUGUUAUUUGAUGUGUUAGAAAAACAUUCAGGCUAUGGUAGCUUAAAGUGGAUGCUGGUUCUGUUAUAUUUCUUCAUUCUAUUUUAAAGCCAAGAAUCUCUUUUUAACUUCUUACCGUUUAUAAUUUCAAAAUUCCUCAAUGUUAUUAACAUUCUUUGUCCCAGAAAAACAACAAGUUCUCCAGAACCAGAGGAGAAAUCUUCAGAGCAGAAAGAAGUUGAAAAACAAAAAGAGCAUGAGACAGACACAAGAAAGAAGGCUGAGUUUGCCAAGAAAGAGUAUGAAAUGCUCGAUGAAAUUAUGCUUCUUCAGAGAAUGGUGUCCAUAUACCCUAUUGGUAGAGACAGGCUGUUUCGAAGAUAUUAUUUCUUUUCAUCUUUAAAUGGACUUUUCAUUGAGGACCACGAACUUCAUGUUCCAGCAGCAAUGCUAAAACCAGGAGUUGCAACUGCAGGAGCUGGUUCCAAAGUGAGUAUGAUUGAAGCUGUCAAAGUAAUUGAAUUAACUGUCAAGCUUAAAAGAAAAAUUUGUCUUGUAAAUUUAGUGCAGUGUAAUAAUAGUCUACUGAUUUGUACAUCACACAAAAGUAAUGCAAUAAAUGCUUUGAAUUCUUCUACUACAGGACCUCUUAAAAAUAGUUUAUUUUUAACAUGACAAACUUUCAUGUUCAAAUUAGGUAUUUGGUUUUUAAGCUGUAACAUACAUUCUUAAAAACUAAAUGUAUGAAAUUGUAACUUCUUGUGCUUAUUGCUUAUCAAUGUUUAUGUUUCAGUUGAAACUAUUACCAGAGUUAACAUUUCAGGGGGAAAACAAAGAGAACAGCAAAAAAUCAAAUGGUGAUGACUGCAUUGUUAUCAGUGAUGCAGAAUCUGAUGUCAGUGAAAAGAAGGAAAAUGUGGCAAAAAAAGAGGAGGAAAUGGAAGUUGAUGGUGGCAGUGAAUCCCCCCCUGUUUUAGAAAGUGAAAAACCUUUAUUAGGAAACAAAACACAGUCACAAAAUCCCACGUGGGCAUUCAUAGACACUUCUGAGCACCUUGAAGCUCUGAUAGCAUGUUUGAACACAAGAGGUUUCAGGGAAUGUGCCCUCAGGUCAGCCUUGCAAGAGCUGCGGUCCAUUCUGGAUCACUCUCUAAAAGAUUGUCCCACUGAUAUGCUGAGCUUACCAGAAGAUGGAGGAGAGGAGAAGGCAAGAAUACAAGUGAGUAAAAUUUCUCCCUGUUUGUUGCACUUUUAGUUGAUGGUUAAACAUUUUUGUUAAGUUAAUAUCAUUUUAAAUAUUGGUAGUUGUAGUAGAUGAUUUUUGAUUUCAUGUUUUACUUGUUUCCUUACAGGCACUUGCUAUGACUCGGGGGAUAUCUAGCAAAAAGGCAGCUCAGGACGCUCUGAUACUUGACAAAGCAGAAGUAACAAUGGAGCUCAAUCUCCGAGAUGCUAUAUUGGAUAUGGAAGAUAGGAUACAUGUUGGAGCUCUUGGUACUCUGAAGGUAGGUUGUAAUUUAAGGCCUCUGAUGACUGAAUAGUUUAAAUACCUACUUGUACAACCUGUAAUUCUAAUAAUUUCGUAAGGCCACAGAAUGUGGGAUGUAGUGCAAUUACUUGCAUUGAUUUAUUUUAGAUAGAGAAUCUACUUAUCCAAUAUUGUAGUAUUCUAUUAUCAGACCUGUUUACUCUUACGAUUUUGGCGUACAAUGUACGAUUUUGAGGUGUAAACAUUAUAUAUAAUGUAUGUUUAUUUUUUACUAUAAAUCUAAGGUAUUGAACGAUUUUGUGAUGACAUUGUACGAUUUUAAGAGUUUGAGGGUUAACAGGUCUGUAUUAUUACAUUUAUUUUGCUACAGCUCUUUUCAUCCGGCUGCCCCUGAUUAAGAUAAAUAUCAAAACAUUUACCAUUAACAUCUUUUUUGCAUGCAUACACAGGUGAGAAAUAGAUCAGCAUGGAGAGAUGCAAUUUUACAUCGCCACUAUGACUGCCAGUCAGAUGACCCACUUUUCAUGCCCCCUGUUAAACCACACAUAAAUGGGUAAGGAGUUGGUCAUGUUUUUUUUUAAUUGCCACAUAUUUUUAAAGAGAAAUAAAAAAAAGUAUUUAUAUUUAAGCCUAAUUUAAAAAAAAUUAUGCUUAAACAUCUUUUUGUUAGAUUAAAUGUGUAGAAAGUAGCUGUAAAGUACAUUUUGGAUAGAAAAUAAAAUGAUACUAUAAUGUGGAAAAACAGUGUUUUUGGUAAGAAAAAGUUGCAAUUCUAAAUAAAUAUUUAAAAAUUCUGGAAUGUUUAUAAAUGAUCUUUAUGUUCUUAUUUCCUUAUUUAGAGGACAUGAUGUUGGAGGGGAAAUUUCGGAUGUUGACUUUGUGGCAAGGGAUCUUGCUAAGGCUCUUGUACAGAUUGCCAGGGGGGUCGAGCCAAGGUUUAUGAAAGAUCCACUGAGUAAGUUCACCAUUUAUAAAUACAAAUUAAAACAUCAUUUUUAGAAUUUUAAAAUAAAAAUAAAUCCAAUUUUUUAUAUGAAAUACUCUUUUUAUGUUAAGCAUUAUGUUAAAUUUUUGUAAAUGCCCAAAGCUGUAAACUAAAUUGUCGGUUAUGUUUUCAGAGGAGGAUGACUCUAAGAAAAAGAAGCCAUCAUCUAAAGAUAAAAAGAAAAAGGAAGAUGGCGAAAACUCAGAUGGUUUGUUCACUAGUUGCUUCGUUGCAUAAAUUAAAAUGUUAUCAACCUUAAAUGUAAUGAAUUUAAUGAAAUCGCUAUAUACAUGGAUUUAAUGAAAUCGCUACAUACAUGAACCUAUUCAGGAUAUCUUGUGAAUUUUAUUGAUAUACAAAUAACAUUUAAUAAAUGUUGCUUGGAAUAUUGCUGUUUCAAUACCAACUUUUUGUUCCAACAGAGGAGAACUCAGGGUCCAAAGUCAGCAGAAGUUUGUAUGAGCGCUGGGAGGAGUCACUCCUAUCUGCUACAAGCUUAUCUCAGGUUUAUCUACAUCUAGCUACGUUGGACAAAAGCAUCAUUUGGGCAAAAUCCACACUGGAAACAAGGUGUAAACUUUGUAGAAGGAAAGGGGACCCUGAAAAAAUGUUACUUUGUGACGGCUGUGAUAGAGGUCAUCAUAUGUAUUGCUUGAAACCUCCAAUGGAAGUAAGAAUACUCAAUUGUGAAUUGGUAGACUUUAGAUAAUCUUAGAAUAUCUACUUAUUCCAUAUUGUAAAAUUCUAUAUAAUUGUAAUUCAAAUUUUAUAUGAAUUAGUGAUAUCUCAUUUACCUGUACAUUUAAUUAAAAUUUAAUUGGGUCUUGCUGAAUGUUGUUUUGUUGCUGUUAUAGACAGUUCCUGUUGGUGAUUGGUUUUGUUCUGAAUGUCGUCCAAAACAAGCACCUAGAAGUCCAAUUAGGAAAGGCAGGAGGAAAACUUUCAUGGAGUCAGAGCAGGAAGAAUCACCAGAUGAGGCAGAAGAAGAUGAAUAGUAAGGAAGGUUUUUUAACUAAUCUUGUAAGCUGUUAUGUAAAAAUUGUUACCAAUUAAAUUGCAUCAAGGACAUAAAGCAGCAUAAUAAUAAUGUAUCUAUGAGUUGAUGGGUUUGUGUGCCAUGGAAAAUUCUCUUCAGGUGUUAAUUAUUAGGGUCAUCAUGGACUAAUUAAACAAAGUGGGAAAGAAAUGACAUUUCCUUUGAUCUGUUUGUUCUAAGUUACAUAUAAAGUUUCAAUGCUCAUUGAUGUAAUGAAGCUAAAUUUACUUCAUUAUAUGUUCAUGCAUGAUAAAUUCCCAUUAUCAUUUUGCUCAGUGAGGAGGAAGCAGAUGUUACAGGUCAAGAUGAUGAUGAUGAAGAAGAACUUGAUGAUAAUGAUGAAUCACAAGACAGUGAUGAUAGACAGUUUGAUGAGGAGGAUGAAGUUGAUGAUGAGUUAAAAGAGAACCCAGAUGAGGAUUUCUGUGUGGGAUGCAAAACUCCAGGAAUGCUGAUUUGUUGUGAUUGUUGUCCAAGAGCAUAUCACCUUCACUGUGCCAAGCCUCCCUUGAAAAAGGUAAACAUCACAGACAUAAAACAUUUAUUUGUUUCUUUGCAUUGAUGCACAUGCUAAAUGUGUUAAGUUGCCCGAGUCCUGCUGUUAAGUUAUAAGAUGCCUUAUUCUUUCAUUUUAAAUUAAAUUUUCUGGUUCAGGUUCCAAAAGGCAAAUGGAUGUGUCAAGUUUGUAUGGGCAUUGACAGAACUGGUAAAAUCAAGAUUGGGGGUGGUGGCAGAGGUGGAAAAAUCAAAGGAAAGGGCAAAAGCACAGAAAAACUCAAAGGUAUUGAAAUAUGGAUAAUUCCUAUUUUUAAAAGCCAUAUAUUAACUGAAAGGUGAAUGGUUUGUUCAUCAACAUUGAUCUGGUUUAUUUCUUCUUAUUAAAGAUAUAGUUGAUAAAAUGGACAUUGUGUAGUCAUGUUCACCUGUUUUAUAUAGGUAAAGAAAGAAGAUCUGGCAGCAGUGGCAAGUAUACACCCAAUGACAACCGUCUCUUCUCAAAAAAGGAAACUCCCAGAGCAAGUCCUGUAUUAGGAAGACCAAGAAAACACCCUAUAUCUUUGUUGGGUAAAGAAACAACUAAGCAGGCAAAAACAAAGAAAGUAAAAUCACUUUCUAGGUUCUCAUUAGAUUCUUUAGAUGGUAAGUAAUAGUCAUUGUUCAAGUGAAGAGAUGUGUUUGAUCAGUUUGCUAAUUUGAAUAAAAUUGGAGCUUUUUUGUCCUGAAAGGAUUUAAAAAUACAUAAAAGGCUCUACAAGAUAUGUAAAUGUUGAUAUGUAUAGAUGUAAUCACACAUUUAUAUUUAUUUAGUGAUCUCAAAGUGACAUACACUUAAAGCGGGAAGUUUUGACUUCUUCCUAGUGCUUGGCCACAAAUUUCUCUAGGGCUUUUUUUAAGCUUACAGAAGAUGUGAGACUGCUAUAUCUUGGUUGCCUUGAUUUUUUUAUUCAAUUUUUUUGGGCGCUACUUAACUUUUUUAACAUCUAAAAAACGGUUGUUUAAUUAAUUUGUUAAUACAUUUUUUCUUAAGAUUUCUUAUGUUUUAAGUAACUUAUUUGAUUCUAUUUGGAUCAAUGCAGAUGAAAAUCCCAUGAUCCGUUUAAUGAAACCAAUCAUGCCAAGUUCAAAGAGAGCAAACAAUCAGCAGCAGCAACUGAGAACAGCUGAGGAACUCAUUAAUGAACUGAUCAAGCAUGAAGAUGCCUGGCCCUUCUUGAAACCUGUAGAUAAAAAACUGGUAAGUUGAGCUGUAAAAUAGUAAGUGACUUUGAAGGCUUGACGUGUGUGCAUUUAGUUAAUUUGUCAACAUUUAGCUUCAUGACAUUUUAAAAAAUAUAGGAGAAUGUUUUGUACAAAUAAAUGUAGCUUCUUGAAGCAUCACUGAGUUAUUGAAAAUGAACGUUCGGUUUCUUCCAGGUGCCAGAUUAUUACAAUGUUAUCAAAAGACCCAUGGAUUUUGGAACCAUCAGGAAUAAAAUUCAUGCUUUUACAUACCAGAAACCAUCAGAAAUGCUUGAUGAUGUGAGACUCAUUUUUAACAACUGUAUUGAAUAUAACAACAGGACCAGCCCUGAGUAUAAAGCAUAUUUUCGUCUUUGUAAAUAUUUUGACAAAAGGGUCAAAGAACUGUCACUUCUUGAAGAUGUGCCCACGCCUGUUAAAAAUAAUCGUGGCCGUGUAUCUGUUUGACCUUAAACAAUCUAUAGUUUUUCACUUUGGGAGCUAUGGAUCAACUAUAAAUUUAAUGUGCUGCAUACCAUGAAGAACUCUUCAUUUUAAUUGCUGCCGAUGCUGAACCGAGAUGUUUCUUCAAAUAGAACGGUGACAUACAAAAGUACAGAUUGCAGGGAGACAAAUUUAUCGAUUGUUAAUAUUUUAGUUUCUUUCUUCUUUCAACACAAGAAGAGUUUUUUCUUCUAUUCUUUCUCUUAACUAUUUACAUCUACUGAUAAUCUGUUACAAUGUCACUUUGAAAAAUAAUACUUUUGAACUAAAGACCAUGUCAUAAUUCGUAUACUGCAAUAUUGUUACUAGACCAGCCUUAGUGACUUUUGGAUAAAUUUGUGUUAUCUUAAUCGGUGAUUCUACUGAAAGAGAUUGUAGAAUUAAUUUAUGUACAUUUAUUUGAGCUUAUGUUCACUAAACCUUUAUGAAAGUUGUUGGUGUAAUGUAUUACUGCUUAUUUAUGAAAUGAAUAAGAGGUAAAUAAUUUAAUUACAAUAUGUUUAUUAUCACCAUUAAACUUAUUUUAAAAAAAACUUUGUCAUAGUAAAUACAAUAUGGAUAAACUUUUUAAUUUUUUAAAAAUAGAUUUUGUAAUUUAGUACCCCUUGCAGGGGCUGCUUAAAAUUAGCCAAAAUUGAAAUUAAAGGGCGAGGGGCUUUGAAUGAUCAUUAAAUAUCGGAUUGACGAGUCAUAAAAUAAAUAUUCACAUAAUCAGAAAAAUUUCAAACUUGUAAUUGAAAAAAAAUUCAAUAUAUCACCAAUAUUAAGGAUAUGUAACAGAAAUUUGACUUAAAUUUCAUUUCGCCGCUUGAAAAUUAUCAGUUCAAUUACCCUUGUUAGUAAAAAUUGCUCUCCUGAUAAAUAAAUUCUAUCAUUAACCUUUUUUAAAAAAAAAAAAUUGUCAUUAAGGAAUUAGCAAUCCAGUCAAUUUUCCGGGAGUUGCGGAUUUUUAGAUAUCAGAUCAGUUGUGAAAAACUAAAACUCAAAGAAUAUUCACGUUUAGUAAUGGUUUUUUAUGAAGCACAAGAAUAAUUCACCUUUUUAUAUAGCAGCACAAAAAAAAAGAUGGUUUAUGGUAUGGUAUUUAUUUUAUAUUCGCAGAACCUUUUAGACACUUUUGUAAGGAAAAAUUAUUAAAUAUUUAUAUAUAAAUGUGUAUAUGAUGGGUUUUGUGGCCUUUCUCUUUUUGAUACAGAAAUUUCUUGUUCUAAAUCUGGAAAUUUAAUUAUAGUGGACUUUGCUGCAUACAUUCCUCACAUGGGCUUUACAUUAACUCAUGCCAUAUUGUAGAAUGCAUUUUUCAAUCUUAUUUAAUACUUAAUCUAUUGCAAGAUAUAUCAGAAUGGGAAUGACACCAUUAAGAAAUAAUGUUCUGUAGUGAAGCAAUUAUGGCAUCUUUUUAAAUGAUGGACUUGAAGACCAUCUGCUACUUGUUAUGACUAUAAAAUUAAGUUCACAAAAUUAUAUCUUAAAUAGAAUUAUAUUGUGGAUUAAAUGGGAAGCAAUUUUAUUUUAAAUUAAAAACAUUUGGGACUUAUAAUAUUCUGUAUUAUUAUUAUUCAAUAUUUUCUUAGAAUGAAGUUUUAAGGAGAUUUUUUGAGAUUGAGUUGAAAGCAGCUGUUGCAUGAAUACAUAUUCUUUUAAGUUUAAGUAUUCUUUUAUGCCUUCGAGAAUGUUAUUAAUUGCUAAGUGAUGAUGCAGAGAGCAACUAUUACUAAAUUUUGUUAAAUAAAUUAAAAUGAAUUUUACUUUAAAAACUGAAUUGAAAGUGAGAAUAUGAUGAAAGGUGAGAUGUAGUGUUUGUGCUUUCACUUUUAAUAGUUGUUUACAUUAAAAUUAAAGAAAACCAUUGAAGAAUUCUAGGCUUCAACUUAAAUUCUUGGCUUCAUUUUAACUGUUUAUGUGGCCGUGAUAUUGAAAUUGUGCAUGCUGGCACUUUAUACAUAAUCAUAAUAUUAAAUAUUAUGCUGGCACCGGUUUUUUCAUUAUGCUGACACCUCAUUGAUCAUAUUAUGUCAUGUUUUUUAAAUGAAAUAAAAUUAGGGUUGCUACACAUUUUGCUGUUACUUGGUGCAUGCUGAAAGAGAAGUUUGUUUUAGAAUAUACAUUUUCUUGUCAUUUCUUUUAGGUACAUUCAAGAGAACCACCUAUAAUAACUUUUCAUAAGACUUGUUAUUUAUGUGUUUUAUUUCUAGAACAUGUAUAAGAAGAAGGGUUCAAUUCAGCAACUCAUAAAAGACAUCAUGG
Molecule: messenger RNA, 13971 nt
Organism: Lymnaea stagnalis (great pond snail)
Lineage: Eukaryota; Metazoa; Mollusca; Gastropoda; Lymnaeidae
Source: the annotation of a GenBank genome assembly